Zingiber officinale is the source of this 5785-nucleotide messenger RNA. RefSeq lists its product as uncharacterized. The transcript is spliced from 4 exons. Lineage: Eukaryota; Viridiplantae; Streptophyta; Magnoliopsida; Zingiberales; Zingiberaceae. The record is from RefSeq and is a predicted model, not a curated record. Bases 3111 to 5177 code for a protein of 688 amino acids.
AGAACGUCAGGUUAGGCAUCGGGUUGCUAUCGAGCGGGACUAGAGAAGAAAGGCCUCUUCGACGGGGCUUUUGCUGUGCCACUCCCAACACGGUCCACCCGUGACUCCGACGCCUUUCGCCCGCGCGGGCGAGAUGGAAGCCCUAGGUCGCGGCAAGCGGAGGCUGGAAGUAGAUGGUAAUCCAGAGCUGCCGGAGAGGUUGCGCGUGGAGGAUGAGGAAGAGGAGGAGAGGGAGAUCCAGGAACUGGAGCGCGAAGUGAGCGAGAUGGCCAGAAGAGUCCUCGACGCCCGGAAGACCAAUCUGGAUCGGAUUCUCGGAGGUCUAUCCUCCGAACUAGUCGCCAAGAGGCCGCCCCUUCCUCUUCGAGCCUUAACCGGAUCUGAUGCUGGCGAAACUGGUGACUUUUCUGACCGUUUUCUUGUAACUUCCACCAUCCUUAGAACCAAAUGGAGGCAGCUUACUUGGUAAUGCUGAUCGGACAAUGGUUGAGAAAUUGCUUCUUGUCCGAGCAAAAAUGGAAGGCAUCAUCUCUGAAACUCCAGUGGUUCUAAAGAGAGCAAAUGAGUGCAUUUUGCAGAUUGAAAAACUGGAGAAGUGUGAUGUAACAGUACCUUCUAUUUUUAAUAGAAGAUGAACACAGUGACAAUUCAUAUCUGUUCUUGGUGUGGUUGUGUUGGCAUUAUCUAUUGAAGUAUUGUUGUUCAGAAUCACGUAUUCUUGCAUGGUUUGUUGAUGAGCAAUGGAAUCAUAAUGCCAUGGCAAGGAAUUUUUGUUAUUUAGCUUGAUUGCAGAUUUUCGACUUUCUUCUAAGAUGCAGCCGACUCCACCUAGUGGGAAAAGACUUGAUUGUUGUUGUUCUUAUUGUUUUAAGAUGCAGCUGAGAUCUGAUCUUGAGACAGAAGCAGUUCCCUACAAGAAAAGCCAGUCACAGGUAAAAGCUCUCCAGGCAUAUGCUUAUGCUGUAUGAGCAUGUGGGAUUUGUGGUACCUUCUCUACUUUAAUUAUUAUAUAAGUGCUUUUGUAAGGGAUAAAAGUUAAAGAUGGUUGGUCCCCUGACUGUGUUUGACUGAAUAAAGAAAGAGAAGAAAAUAAAGAAAGAAAACAGAUGGCUACUGCUUGAUCUUACAUUUAUUAUUGCAGGUGAAAACUGAGAGAUUUUGCCGCUCAGAGCUAAAGUGCCAGAGCAGGAAGCUGUUCAUGAAUAUUUAUUGUUGCAGGUGGAUCAAUUGCCUGCCUCUCUUUAUGGCUCAUGGAUAUGGAGAACUUGACCAACUUGUCUUCUAGUGUCCAUCAGGUUCCAUGUAUCAGAGCCACUCAGUUUGUGUGCAGUAGCAUCAUUCAGAUAAAUAUAAACUACACUCAGAGAUGCAGUAGCUGAUGAACAGUGCAAUUGUGAUCCAAAGGCAAUCUGACACCGCAGUUCCUAGAAACCUUCCAGCACUUGUCAGCCCUCAUCAUAGAAGACGUUUUUUGUUAGUUCCAUGAUAAUUUAGAGGGAUUGAUUGCACUUUGCAGAAAUGAGAUCAUGGGGAACAAUAGGGAGAAGACAGUUUUACUUUUUAUAAAAGAGAUGAAAAAAAAACAUAGACUGCAGGGUGUUUCAGGAAAUGAUGCUGCCCAGCCUGGCGGGAGACAAAAGGGCAGCCAUCGAGCUCGAAGACUCCACCAGAUUAUCUUUACGCGAAAGCAAAGAAGAGCCCAGGGAUUUCAGCAGCCACGCAGCAGGAGUGAUCACCAAGCUUCCAUCUUUGGAGAAAGUAAUCAAGUAUUAUCUUCUUUAAUGGAGAGAGACUGGACCAUAAAAGGGCUUGAGCUCCGUCUAGAGAACAGAGACAAAAAGUUUAUACGUAGAUCAAAUUCUACUUUUUCCUAUUUUUUUGCUUCGUUUUUUUUAGUAGAGGCAAAUCAUGUGUCCCCAAAUGCCAUGUUUUCUCGGAGAAGAGAGCCCAACGCAGUGAUUACUGCAGCGGUGCCAGCGUCGAGGGAGCAAUUUCUGUUGCGUACUUCCUUCUUCUGCCUGGUCACCAGCGGCAGAGGCCGGCGGACUUCUGUUGCUCGCCGGUGAAGGUUGAUACUCUCCUUCUCAGCGUAGUUGCCAAUCUGCAGGAUUACCCGUUUUGACAGUGAAUUGAGGUUUUUCGUUCAGCUUUUGUUGCUCUUGAGCAUAAUUCUACAUUCGAAGAGUAAAAUUUGGCACCUCCUAUCCUCCCUGCCUAAUGUAUUGAAGAAAUGUUUCAGAUUUGGUGAGUGGAAGAGAGGACAUCUUUGGGCGUAAUUUCCGACAUUCGGAACCGGAAAGUGAUUUUAGAAGAUUUGCCAUUAAUCAAGCUUUUCCGGUUUGAUAAUCUUUCCUUGUUGGCCUUUGUAUGAUAAGGGGAAAGAUAUAGGAAGAUCUUCUUGUCUGCAUUUGUUUUUCUUGUUUGUUUAUGUUUUUGCCAUCACUUUUCAUUUGGCUUUCUUCCUACAAGAAUCCUUAUUUCUUGCCCUACCUCGAACCAUUUGGUCAGUGUUGAUGUUGCAAUGUGAUCAUUCUCUUAAUUCAAAUGGGUAUAUUUUCCUCUUAUUCCGUAAAAUCUUAGAACUUUGGGCCUCUUGUUUGCUAUUAGCUAAUAUCUCAUGAUUGCUAAUUUGCUAGCAUUUGUUUAAGUGUGUUAAAUGUGAUCUAUCACCCUUCUCCAAAAAUGAAAUCUAGUUUCAAGCUUGGUGUGUUUGUUAUUCUUCAGAGGUGGCAACCAGGUAAUGGUUUAAACUUUGGUGUUUAUCAAUAAUCCUAAACAAUAAAUCUAAUUCUUUAGUGGCUUGAAAUUGAGUGGCAGAUGAUAUUGUGUUAACUGACAAUACAAGUGAUGUACCUUUAUUAACAUCAGUAUGCUAACCUUACUCUUUAUUCUUCAGUUUUUCAGCAUUUCUAUGGGUCAAGAUGUAGUUUUGGAAUGCCAAAGCUAUUCUGGAGCAAGUUUGAGGUACUUCCUCCAGUCCAAGCGGUAGGAACGUACAGCUGAAGGAAAGAAAAGGGGGACUUGCAAACAGGCACCAAUGCUUGGAUUGGUUUGAUGGCAAAUUCACAGAACUUAAUCAUCGUUACUCAUCAAGUCUUGAGUAUAAAAGCAUGCACUCUGGGAAGCUCAGCAUCAACGAUGACAAUGAAGUGUUAAAAAGAGGUUCUAUGUAUCAGAGUGCUAGGGAAGUCAGGAGAAUGAGAAAAGAAUUUGAAGGAAGAUCAAAAUUAGACUUUAGGCACUGUGAUGAUGCUUUUAUUUCAUUUGAGAUCAUAGAUCACUUGCCUCAGCAUGAUAUAAACAAACCCAAUCAGUUCUGCGAUCAGAAGUUUUUGCCUCUGGUGUCCUCUAGUGCUGAGUCAAAACCUAUAUCGGACAAUACAGUUAACUUGAUCAGCACAAGUUCCGUGGAGUUCCUGGAUCUCUCAUUUCGUGAUCUUCCUGACAAGCCUUUUACCAUGGAUAACUCCUGCUUAGAAUUUGCUCUAGAAAAGGAUAGUGUGGUAGAUGAUUGCUUAGAUAUCUACUUGCAUGUAGCUGACAAACAAAUUCCUACGAAGGUAGCUCCUGGGUCUCUCGAACCAGGUCUGCUCAAGGAUCAAAGUUCUGAUGGCCAUGAAAAGGUUCAUCAUAGAAAUCAAGAGGAAAUUAUUUACGAUGGAGAUUCAGUAAAAACUCCUCCAAAAUGCUAUUCAGAAAAUGCAGAAAUAUCCAAUACUAAUUCAGAGAUGAAAAAUUGCUUUGCUGAAGCAAGGGGAUCAAAGACCAUGUUUAGUCCACUUAAAAGAAUUUUUGAUCCGAUAAUGAAAUCCAGGUCAGUGCGAGAUUCAUCUCUUGCAGAGACACAUAAACCUACGAGUGUCUUUCCUAUAGAUAUUGGGAAGAAAGUAGUGUCUGAUAACUCUUUACUAAAUGAGGUUUCCAUCAAAGAGGAUACAAAAUCUGAUUUGAUGCAAGGACUAUUGGCUGCUGCUGAAUCUCCUGCUCACCUACAUGGAUUUCUUAAAUUGGACACAGAGAAUGGUCGUCCCUCAUUCGAGUUUUCUCUACAAGACUCAGAAGAAGUCUUAUCUGCAAAUACACGUAAAACAGACGAUGCAUGUAACUGGGUUUACACCUUUCAUAGCUCUAAGAAGAAGAGUAAUUCUAGUCGGGCACCCAAAGGCACACAUGGAAGUUUACCUUCAUUAAUUGGGCAGAUGCAGGCUUCUUGUUAUUUAUGUUCUGAAGUGAUAGAAAAUGGACAUUUGUCUAACUCAAUAGUGAUGGAGUUUGUUUUGUAUGACAUUGCACGAGCAAGCAGAGAUCUCUCCGUUGAAGAGAGUAAUGUUAUGAAAAAUCUGGUAAUAGCAGAAGCUCCACAGAGAAACAAUUUUGAGAAAUAUCCAGAUUCUUCCAGACUUGCAUUAAGUAAUCACAACUCCAAUUCUUCGACUUCUUACCCUUGGUUUUCAAAUGAGUUGCAUCCAGAAUAUGAGAUUGCAGCUAUUGCAAUCCAAAUGCUCUUGCCCUUUGACAGAAAGGAAAUUCCAAAAAUUAGGAAGGAGUUCAGCUCAAAAGAGAAUCAAAAGGGAUGUAAACGUCCUAUAAUUGAUCAGAGAAAGGACACCAACAGAAUCCUGAAUCCUUGCAUAGUGAAGGUUGUCACUCCAUGUGGGAAUCAUGGGCGGCCAAAAGCUGAUGAAGAUGGCCCAUCUUCACUUCUAGAUCGAUGGAGAUUUGGCAGAGGCUGUGAUUGUGGUGGUUGGGACAUGGGCUGCCCAAUUAUUGUAUUUGAUAAUCUGCAUGGUGAUGAAAGGAUAAAUCAUUCAAGGGAAUUUAAAAAACCAUUGUUGCUUUUUCUUCAGGGUUCCAAAGAGAAAGUGCCUGCACUGACAGUAAUGGCUGAUGAAAAACGACAACACGCAGUCCACUUCCAUGCCCAUUUCUCUGCUCUUCAGGCAUUUUCGAUCUGUAUUGCCGUAUUGCAUGCAUCUGAAGUUUCUUCAGCUGUUAUUUGCAAGAGGAGCAGGCGAAGAUUGUAUCCUGAUUCAUUUAGAUUGCUCCUUGAGGAAGAAGUGAGGCAUUUGAUCGAAGCUGUUGGAAACGAAGAGCAAAGAAAAGGGAAAGAGGGAGUAGAGCAAAUGCCAGCUACCUUUUUCCUUGAACCACCUAUUUCUCCUAUGGGCAGGGUGUAGAUUCAGAACAAUGCAUGACGAUCGAACUAAAUUGGCUUGAAGAUCAACAAUUUUCUGAACUAGCAUGUGAAAUUCAAUCUGUACAAAGACGAGAAUCAAAAUCUCGAGACAGAGACCCAGUGCAGAGUUCAAUCCAUGGAAGUGAACAUACCAUGGUUCGACCAAUUGUAGCUGGAUUUAUGAUAGUGAUGUUUUCUUGAACAUGCAGGAGAUGCCAAACAGACAAUCGAAACAUUACAAAGGCAAACAAAAAAGCGCGCUACAUUGCAACAAGGGUGAUCCAAGUUCUGGCGACGGAAAAUGUUCAACUGGUAAGAUUGUAUACAUUGAUUCUCUUCAGAUCCUGUGCUGGCGGGAGCCUUGUGCAGUGACAGAUCUUUACAAGUGGAUCUUCGAACAUAUUUAAAAGUUUUGAUCAGCCUUGCUAUUGAUACCAUGAAUUGUGUUGCAGUUGCAGUGAGGUGGCGGCUCCAAUUCAUCAAAGUUGAUAGUACUAUGAAAGAUUUGACUUGCACUUUAAAUUUGCAUCUAUCAUAACUGUUUACAUUGUUGGGAUAUACUCGAUGUGUACUUAACACGUUUCACAAAAAUAUAUAGUGGAAGCAAAA